AUGAGUGGUGAACCAGUAGCUAAACGUACUAAAAUGAAUGCUCUUGAGCAGCUGAAGCAAUUUUCCACGGUCGUGGCCGAUACCGGUGAUUUUGAAGCAAUGAAAGCUUACAAGCCAACUGAUGCCACUACAAACCCAAGUUUAAUCCUAUCGGCUGCUGGGAUGGAGCAGUAUCAGCAUUUGCUAGAUAAAGCCAUUAAACAUGGAAGAGACUGUGGAGGAACCAUUGAGGAGCAGAUAACAGAAAUUUUAGAUAUGCUGAGUGUAUUGUUUGGAUGUGAAAUUCUUAAAAUUAUUCCAGGCCGAGUUUCAGUAGAAGUCGACGCUAGGUUAUCGUUUGAUAAGGAAGCAAGUAUGGCCAAAGCAAUUAAAUUAAUAAGUAUGUUUGCUGAACAAGGAAUUAAGAAAGAAAGGAUUUUAAUCAAAUUAGCUUCCACGUGGGAAGGCAUUCAAGCUGCCAAGGAACUAGAGAAGAAACAUGGCAUUCACUGUAACCUGACCCUUCUUUUCUCACUGUACCAAGCCAUUGCAUGUGCCGAAGCAAACGUUACUUUGAUAUCACCCUUCGUUGGGCGUAUUUUAGACUGGCACGUAGAGCAUACCAAGAAAACGUUCGAAGCUAAGGACGACCCGGGCGUGUUGUCGGUGACUCGCGUGUAUAACUAUUACAAGAAAUUCGGGUACAACACUCAGGUGAUGGGCGCAUCGUUCCGAAAUACCGGCGAGAUAAUAGAGUUGGCCGGAUGCGACCUGCUCACUAUUAGCCCGAAACUGCUUCAGGAGCUAUCUAGCAGUGAGGAACCUAUGAAAAGGGCGCUGGAUCCAGAGUCCGCGGCUAAAAGCGACACUGAGAAAAUUUCCUUGACGGAAGCACAGUUCCGCUGGCACUUGAACGAAGAUCAAAUGGCUAACGACAAGCUCUCUGAAGGCAUUCGGAAAUUUGCUGCCGACACCAGAAAGUUGGAGUCCCUGAUCAAGUCGCUGUUAGCCAAAAAGUAG
Molecule: messenger RNA, 999 nt
Organism: Parnassius mnemosyne (clouded apollo)
Lineage: Eukaryota; Metazoa; Arthropoda; Insecta; Lepidoptera; Papilionidae
Source: the annotation of a GenBank genome assembly